This is a messenger RNA of Saccharomycopsis crataegensis, 270 nucleotides long. RefSeq lists its product as uncharacterized. Bases 1 to 270 code for a protein of 89 amino acids. The record is from RefSeq and is a predicted model, not a curated record. The transcript has a single exon. NCBI's taxonomy places the organism in Eukaryota, Fungi, Ascomycota, Saccharomycetes, Ascoideales, Saccharomycopsidaceae.
AUGAAAACUUCCACCAUUGCCGUUGGUGCAGCCCUUCUAUCCUCAAUUGGUGCCUCAUUUAUCCAAGUCUCGACGUACUCAGAUGGAUCAAUAAGAACUUUCGAUUACAGACUUAGAGCUCCAAGAAUCCGUCCAACGUCGCCAUUCCAAUUAUACGAGAAUUCUCUAGCUAUGGGGACGGUGGAAACAUCAACUGGUUCACAUGCACCACCAAUCAACACCGCAUCCUACGAAAAUUCCAACACUGUACCAACCACUUCACUACUAUAA